ACAUGGCUCGUAGUCGUCUCUGAUGCUUAGUUAUGCCAAAACUCGUCGAUAUAAAGUUUACGAGGGAAUGUAAGACUCUCCCUGAAGGCUUUUGGUCAGCGGUAGACGUGUGGAUUAAGAAACCUCAUGUCAUAAAUAAGCGUCUUUGCGGAGUUAAAGAGACAGAGAGCCGGGCUGUUGACAGCGAGGACCUGCGGCUGAUGCUGGAUGAUCCUGAACGUUUUCCAGAUGUGUUGUGUUUCCUGACCGGCGAGGUUUCACCUACACAGACACACGGAAAUGACAAACCGUGGUCCUCCAGUGUCAGAACAUUUAUUCCUAAAGUUAACUGUUAUGGGACAAACCUGCAGAGAGAAGUUAUACUGAAAGACUAUGCCAGACAACAAGUGACAUUCAUCCCAUUUGAAGAGGAUGCAAAAGGGAAGGUGUCUCUGAAGAAUGGCAACAUUUAUCAGAUUCAGCUCUGCAAUCAGGAUUGUGAGGAAUGGGCCUUGGAGCUGCAUGUGCUGUCGUCUGAUGCGUGGUUCUCUGAUGGUGUCGCUUACGCCAAGCUGCCCUGGCUGUCCUCUACCCUGCUGCCUAAACUGGUGCGCUGGGCCGUGGAUUGCAAGAGCAGUGAGUUCAGGAGCACCUUGUCUCUGCUGCCCGUCGAGAAGUACAGCGUUACAUACCAGCAGCUGAAGGAGAAGUACAAGGCCAUGGUCAAGGUUUGGCCUGAGGUUACAGAUCCUGAGAAGUUUGUGUAUGAGGAUGUUGCUAUUGCUACGUAUCUCCUGGUGCUGUGGGCUGAGGAGAGGUCAGAGAAGAAUCUCACUGCCAGGCAGUCCUUUGUAGACCUCGGCUGUGGAAACGGCCUCCUGGUUCACAUACUGACAAAUGAAGGGCACCCUGGAAAGGGUAUCGAUGUACGGAGGAGGAAGAUCUGGGACAUGUACGGCCCACAGACUCUGCUGGAGGAAAAGGCAAUUACUCCCAGCGAGAGCUUUUUAUUCCCGGGUACAGACUGGCUGAUUGGGAACCACUCGGACGAGCUCACACCAUGGAUCCCCGUUAUAGCAGCCAGGUCAUCUUACUCCUGCCGCUACUUUGUCCUCCCCUGCUGUUUCUUUGACUUUUACGGAAAAUACCAGAGACGCCAGUGUAAAAAGUCUCAGUAUAAAGAAUACAUCGACUUCAUCGCUGAAGUCAGCCAAGUCUGUGGCUUCAACACCGAAGAAGACUGCUUGAGAAUACCGUCCACCAAACGGGUGUGUCUGGUAGGAAAGUCGAGAAACUACGAGCUACCUGACGAGGCCGAGUCGGAGCAACGAAGAGCUAAUCUCAUCCAGAGCCGACAGAUUUGCCCCGGGGUCGCAGUUGAAAGGUCAGACGUCGGAAAUGAUGGGGACGGUUGCCAUGGGAACGCAGAGGGUGACAGCACCUGGGGAGCCGGGUUUCAGCCCCGAGAAAAGGUUCACACGGUUCGAAACUGCGCCGCUCUCCCGCGGGACUUUGUUGACAGCGUUGUCCUGCGGGUUGCUAAAGUUCUCCUGGGAAUGACUGCAGAUGACAGCAAAGGGUCCUGCAGCGGCUGGAACGAAGGAGGCAGCCUUUCCGUGAGUGAGAUCGCUGAGCUCUUGGAGCAGGAAACUUUGCAGCUCCUGAAGAAAGAGUGCGGAGGCCUUCAGACCCUCCUGAAGAACAACCACCAAGUCUUUAGAGUGGAGGGAGGGAGAGUCUACAUAAGGGACUGGCGGGACGAGAAGUCUGCCAGAGUGGACACCAAACGGAAACCCGUUGCUCCCGGCGCUCUAAAAACUCGUCUUUGCUGGUUUCACACGCACCAUCCUCAGGGCUGCCCACUGCAGACCAUAAACUGUGCCUUCGCUCAUGGACCAGAUGAGCUUAGACCUUCAACCAGACCUCCAAAGAAGAUGAGAAACAAUGACUUUUAUUAAUUCAUUUAUUCUAAUUCAUUUUUAUCUUUUUCAUUUCCUGGGUUUUUUCUUUCAUUUUUAUUUUUGGAUUAAGUAAAUGUCCACCAACUGCUGUGAAACACCUCCAGCCCUGCAGACUCAGAGGAAGAAGUUCAGGCCCAAGUAGGGUUUUAUUGGUGCAACAUUACAUCACAGUUUCACAGUGCCCUCUUUCUUCUGUGUGAAUAAAGAUUCUGGUGCAGCUUAAGGUUUCACCUUUUCUUUAGAAAGUUGGCUUUGAGAAAGUUCAGAAAUUGUUCCAGAGUGAGUUAAGUGGAUUUCAAGCUCCGUCUUUGUAUAUAUUAUCAACUCUGUGUUGGAUUUUUCUUUCCGUACAGCACUCAAGUGUUUCUCAACUUUUCCCUUCCCUCCGUAAAUGCCUUAAAAGCUUCUGUGUACAGGCA
Messenger RNA from Stegastes partitus (bicolor damselfish), 2359 nucleotides. It is a transcript of the gene trmt44, whose product is annotated as tRNA methyltransferase 44 homolog. The record is from RefSeq and is a predicted model, not a curated record. Gene Ontology annotation, molecular function: tRNA (uridine) methyltransferase activity; metal ion binding. Bases 33 to 1937 code for a protein of 634 amino acids. Gene Ontology annotation, biological process: tRNA methylation. The transcript has 11 exons. Lineage: Eukaryota; Metazoa; Chordata; Actinopteri; Pomacentridae.